AUGACUAGCAUCACUUCUUCCUUUUCACGCUGCUGGACAUCACAGACCAUUGACUCCUUUGCUGGCUGGACGCGAUCUGUGAAGCCAUUGACUUUAGGUUUCCGGGUAGAGUUUCUCUUGAAUCUGGUGAAAGACCUAGCACGUGCUGUAUUCGGGGAACGGGCUAUUCAUACCAUGGAGUGCUUUUCUGGUUCUGACAAUAUAAGAGCAGCGGCAAAGGCCUUGAAUCUCAAGCAACGUGAGUUAGAAAAUCAACAUGAGGAAUUGCGUGCCCUUCUGCUUGCCCAAGGUAUUUCUCCUGAUAGUGCAGGCUGCGUGAUGGAAGCGGUGACAAAGUCUUCUCAAAAGGCUUCUUCCGUUCUUUUCUAG
Messenger RNA from Prunus armeniaca (apricot), 369 nucleotides. NCBI's taxonomy places the organism in Eukaryota, Viridiplantae, Streptophyta, Magnoliopsida, Rosales, Rosaceae. The record is from the annotation of a GenBank genome assembly.